UGUGCUUUUAAAUUGAAUACUACAUACAAAAUGCCGAUUCAAAUGACAAAUAGUCUGACGUUAGUGAAGACGAUACUAAUAUCGGUGAUUGCGUUGAGUAUAAUCGGAUCAAUUGCCCAAUUGGUGGCCGCACUCUUCGCGGUGGGCGCCUCUCAAGAUGUCGGCAAUCUUAAGGAUCAAAGCCUUAUGGAAUUGGGCGCAAUUAUUAUGUUAAUAAUGGCAUUGAUUUGCUUUACGUUUGAAUUGAUUGGCAUUUUGGGUGUAUUAAAGGGCAAUCUGGCGGUGAUGUCGGUCUUCGCUGUAGUGAUGACUUUGGCCACAAUCAUCAGUUGCUUCACCGGUUCGGGUGGUCUCAAGUUUCUCAUCAUUUUGCUUAACCUUACAAUGACUGCUCUUUCAUGUAUUUAUCUCUACCUCUGCGUCAGGCGAAAAGAAAUGGAGGAAAUUAGACAAAGAAAUUCAAUGUCUAUUUCGGUGAUCAACGAUAUGAACGAUGGCUUAAUGAAUAAUCACCACAACGGGAACAGCAGGAAAAUAAGUUCAUAAACUCGUUAUUAAUAACACAACAAAACAAACGAUUUGUUAUUUCAAUGUUUG
Medioppia subpectinata is the source of this 597-nucleotide messenger RNA. The record is from the annotation of a GenBank genome assembly. NCBI's taxonomy places the organism in Eukaryota, Metazoa, Arthropoda, Arachnida, Sarcoptiformes, Oppiidae.